Molecule: messenger RNA, 850 nt
Organism: Echinops telfairi (small Madagascar hedgehog)
Lineage: Eukaryota; Metazoa; Chordata; Mammalia; Afrosoricida; Tenrecidae
Gene: CEP57
Product: centrosomal protein 57
Exons: 9
Coding region: 121-837 (238 amino acids)
Cellular component (GO): centrosome
Molecular function (GO): identical protein binding; gamma-tubulin binding; microtubule binding
Source: RefSeq, a predicted model, not a curated record
GACCCACUCCCAAUCCCACGAAAGACUAGAACCCCUCGGGUCACGUGGGUGUAACGGCCCCUCUUGGAAACUCGCCGAGACCAGAGCAGCUUACCCGAACCAUCAAGGACAGAUGGGAAUAUGGUUCAUCAUUCCUCAUAUGUAGUCUAUCCACCCGAUAAGCCUUUCCUUAAUAGUGAUAUGCGACGCUCCCCAAAUAAACCUACAUUUGCCUAUCCAGAAAGCAAUAGCAGAGAUACAUCCAAACUUGAAAAAUUGGAUCUUCUUGAACAGGAGUAUAACAAACUUACUACGAUGCAAGCCCUUGCAGAAAAAAAAAUGCAAGAGUUAGAAGCCAAACUUCGUGAAGAAGAACAGGAAAGGAAACGUAUGCAACUUAAGGCAGCCCAGUUGCAAACUGGUCUAGAAACAAAUAGAAUUAUCUUUGAAGAAAAAGCCACUCCAUGUGUUGCCAGUGCAAGAAGAAUUAAAAAAAAGAAGUCAAAACCACCGGAAAAGAGAGGUCCUAGAAACUAUUUUGCUGCACAGCCACAUUAUAGAUUAUGCUUGGGUGAUAUGCCCUUUGUAGCUGGAAAGUCCACCAGUCCUAGCCAUGCGGUGGUAGCCAAUGUUCAGCAUGUCUUACAUCUCAUGAAACAACACAGUAAAGCCUUGUGCAAUGAUCGACACCAGCAGCUAGCGAAACUUAUCCAGGAGUCACCGACUGUUGAAUUGAAAGAAGACUUAGAGUGUGAACUGGAGACAUUAGUUGGAAAGAUGGAAGCAAAAGCCAAUCAAAUAACUAAAGUUCGAAAAUAUCAAUCCCAGGUAACGCACUGUUCAUUCACUCAUUUGUAAAGACUGUUGGGGG